Molecule: messenger RNA, 462 nt
Organism: Camellia sinensis
Lineage: Eukaryota; Viridiplantae; Streptophyta; Magnoliopsida; Ericales; Theaceae
Source: RefSeq, a predicted model, not a curated record
AUGAAGAAUGCAUUUCUCCAUGGUGAUUUGGAGGAGGUAUAUAUGGAUAUACAACCAGGAUUCUCAUCUCAGUCUAUAGUUGGGAAAGUUUGUAGGUUAAAAAAGGCGUUAUAUGUUGUGACAGGUAAUGAUGAGGAAGAAGUGACACAUCUUAAGAUGUUGUUGGCCAAGGAAUUUGAGAUCAAAGACCUUGGUUCGUUGAGGUAUUUUCUUGGGAUUGAAGUUGUCAGAUCUGACAAAGGCAUCUUUAUUUCUCAGCGGAAGUAUAUCCUGGAUCUUCUUAAGGAAACUGGCGUAUUAGGCUGCCGACCUGCUGAUUCGCCAAUUGAGGCUAAUCACCAUCUUUGUAGUGGUGUUGGUGAUCUUGUGGAGAAGGAAAGAUACCAGGGACUUGUGGGAAGACUUAUAUAUUUGUCCCACACUCAUCCAGAUAUUGCCUAUGAAGUUGGGAUAAUGAGUUAA